Messenger RNA from Sclerotinia sclerotiorum 1980 UF-70, 354 nucleotides. RefSeq lists its product with no specific name. Lineage: Eukaryota; Fungi; Ascomycota; Leotiomycetes; Helotiales; Sclerotiniaceae. Bases 1 to 354 code for a protein of 117 amino acids. The transcript has a single exon. The record is from RefSeq and is a predicted model, not a curated record.
AUGCGUGCUAUUUUGGAAUUUCUGAAUGGGAAGGAGGUUGAUGAUGAAGCGGUGAGGAAUAAGAGGUUGGAUGGGGUGAGAGAUGGAACAAUGGGAGAUGGUGUGAAGGAUAAAGGAGAAGUGACGAAUGGAGAGGUGGCAAAUAAGAAGAUGACAGACGACCUAACGCAUGAGGAAGUCAAACAUGAAAAGAAGAGGGGUGGGAUGGGCCUAAAUGUUGUUUUUGUGGAGGUGGCAAUGCUACAGGGGGAUAAGUAUAAGAAGAUAUUGAGUGAGGAAGUGGUUAGAAUGGUGAUGGGCGCCGUGGCGAGUCCUUUAUUGAAAGCGGUUGAAGGAGGUUGGAUUCCUAGGUGA